This is a messenger RNA of Gadus macrocephalus (Pacific cod), 3392 nucleotides long. RefSeq lists its product as uncharacterized. The coding region runs from base 1379 to 2371 and encodes 330 amino acids. Lineage: Eukaryota; Metazoa; Chordata; Actinopteri; Gadiformes; Gadidae. The record is from RefSeq and is a predicted model, not a curated record. The transcript has 2 exons. Gene Ontology annotation, molecular function: zinc ion binding; nucleic acid binding.
GUAUAUGAAGUACCACGCACGGAGAACUCCCAUCUGAGGCCUCAGAUUAUUGUAAUGUUUGCCUGUUAUGUUGUUUGUUGAUGCAUGUUGUGAUGUAUCUUUGUUCGUACUUUUAUUACAAAUAUAUAUGAUCAUUAAUUGUCAACAGUAUUGUGUGCUUUUUUGCAUCUAAAUAUCUCAUCUGUCUUAGACGCAAACUCUGAUAGAGAAAUUGCCGCGACAAUUUGGGGGCUCGUCCGGGAUACCUAACCUGAAGAUCCCGUGAAAAAUCCCUAGGUGUCUGCCAAGUCAGGUCUGAGGAUUCGGUCUCAGUCCCAAAGCUCUACCUCGCCUCCAGGUGACUGUAACCAGAGUAAUGGGGUCGAGGAAAGGGUGUCUGUGGGGGAUGGAGUAGGGGUUCUUCAGUACGGUAUCCAAAGGAAAAAGAAUUCGAGCAGGUGAGAUCACAAUACUGUUUAAAGCUUCCAAAUAAAAUCUGUUACAGGAACGGUAUAUAAAUGUUUCGGUAAACGUAAACUUAUAUCUGAACUUAGGCCUCGUUCAAGGAAACUCUGUUAUAGGAACAUACGGUAAAGCUCCGGUUCCGUCAAUAUAUAUAUGGUUAUAUAGGUAACAGAAAGGGCAGCUAGAGUCUGUCGGGGGAACGGGAAAAAGGGAAACCCGUUGAAGCGCGGUUGGUGUUUUAUAUAUAUGUAUAAAUAAUAAUAAUAGGCAUUCAUUAAUAAAUAAAUGUAUAUGUGUGUAGUAACAAGGAGGUUUCGGGGAUAUUAGAUAAUUUGUUAAAUAAUAACUAAUAGUGUAAAAGGAUCUCAAACAUGGGUAACAAAUCGGGAAAAACUGAGAUAACGGGGCCUGCAUAGGUAAUGUUGGAGAAGCAUGGUGAAGCGGCUCUGGAGGGUUUAAAAUAUUGGUGCAAACUGGGCUUUCCUGAAAUGGGGAGUUUUAGCUUAAAACGAUUACAGGAGUUAGAGAGACGGUUGUUGGAAUCAGAAAUGAAAAAGAAAAGUUCCAAACUAUGUUGGUGUGCAUUUUAUUUGUGGGAAAGAGAGGGCCAGGACAGGAAAAAAAAUCAGCCAGGGACAGAGAGCGUAGAGAGUGUAGGGAGUUUUAAUCCCAAUGUCACCCGAGAUAUAGACCCGGACCUGGACUGCACCGGCGGACCGUGUGCGAAUCCCCCUUCUCCUCCCCCGUAUGACAACGCCCAUGAAGCCGCCUCAUCGGACAAUCUCUACCCUGACCUCGAAGAAGAGGAGAAAGCCCCCGCAUGCAGCACGAGGCCUGCAACUCGUAGCCAGGGGAAAGCUCCACAAUCAUCCCAGCAGGCGACGGCCACACCGACCAAGCGGAACCCGUCGCCAGCCGCUUGAGGAACCAGGGAAUGGCGUUCUCCCCAACUCCUCAACAUGGGGACGUGAUGGAUGGACAAUUCCCCAUGAUCGAAGUACUGAACCCCCAGGAUGGCAGUCCAGCAUACGUUUUCCGUGCAUGGAGACCCAGUGACAUUAAGGACAUAGCGGAAUGGCUCCCAGACCCAUCUGUAGUGGGGGGGGCUGCCUUCGCCACAGCCCUUCAAGAGUUGGUCCAACAACACAAGGCCUCCAUCAGCGAAGUUCGCCAACUCUGUACGUACAGACUGACCCUAAGGUGGGGUCGGAUCCAAGGCGACAUGCCCGGGAGGGACGAAGCUUAUUCAAUGUUCAAUUGGGAUCAAGGGUCCGUGUACCGCCGGCUGGUAGAGGGACUGUGUGAACGGGCCAGGGGGGCGUUCCCCAUGGUUAGAGAUUGGACCGCUAUUCGAAAAAUCAAACAAAUAGAAGGCGAGACGGUGGCUGACUUGAUGGACCGCGUUGAAAAGGUGUUCAAGAUCCACGGGGGACUGCCUGUACCAACCGACCGAGUGGUUCAGACUCCGUACGAAGAAAAUCUCACCGCGGCCUUCCUGGAUGCGUUGGCCGACAAAAUAUCGGAAUUCAUAGAGACACACUGCAUUGGGUGGCGUACCGCCAGACUUGAUUUGAUUGUAAGUCACGCGACCCACGCAGAAAACCUCUUCAUGAAGAAAGAAAAGUUCGAGAAGAAUAGAAAAGAAGAGAUAACCAAGAAGCUCCAGCUCGCCCAACUGGAGGCCCUGGAGAAUCCUAAACCAACCCGUCGCGACAAAGACCAAAGAACCGACCGGCCAGAAGAGAGAAAGUCCCGUGGAUUAAUCAACCGGGACUGUUUGUAUUGUGGCUCCAAGGAUCAUUGGUUAAAAGAUUGUCCCAUUAGAAAAGAGGAAAACGAUGAAGCGGACGACUGGGAAUCCGCACCUUCCCGUGAAGUGACUGUGAAUCAUCCAAGAGGCAGAGGUGAAGGGGGGCAUUCGCAUUGACGGGACGCAGGAGCAGGCCAGGUCCAAGGAGGAGGUAUGAGCACCAUAACACAUAACACAACCAACACGCAAAAUGGUCUCAGCGUCACAACGCACGCAAGCACCACAUCCAAAUGAUUGUUGUAUGGUUCUCACCAGCCUCAAGCGACCUGAUCAGCUAAAUGUAAUAUUUUAUAUGAUUAUUAUAUAUAGUUAUUAUAAACAACGGGCUAUUGUAGACAGUGGAUACUCGAUUUUUACAAUCUAACACAACCAAUUUAAUGGUCAACCAUAUCACACAGCCAUGACAUGACCCCAACUGACCCAGACUAACCCCGACUGACCCCCGACUGACAACGUGACGGGGACAACAGAAGUGUAUUGCCUAAUAUUGAAAAUGCUGAUUUUUAUAUUAUGAUAUUUUGUUAAUGUUUUAUGGCCAAAAUGGCAACAAGGUGAAUUGACGAACGUAUGAGAGAGAUUGGAAGAAGUAUGUGUUAUGGAAGGAGAAGAGAUAGAUGAGAACGUAAGGCAAGACAAGAUAAGGAAAGGGGUAGGGAGAAAGAUAACCCAUCUGCAUCGAGUUUUGUUCAAAUAGAUCCGGACCUGGACAACGCUCCUCCUUCUCCUGCUUUCAGCCCGACCAGUGGCCCAAUACAGUGCAAAUACCCCACGUCACGACUCCUCUACAUCAGACUUUAUGAAGUUACAGACCAUGGGAGGCCCACCUGAAGAGCUACGGAAUGGUCUGCUGGACGACACAAGGAGACAGUCCAGCAGGACCAACAGCACCAGAGUGGUGGCCUCCAUGGUGCCUGUGUAGCCACAAGAAAGUGGCCUGAACAUUGAGACAAAGGAGGGUCUCAGAAACGGGAGAGACGUGGGGACAGGCACUUCAAAGGACAGCCUGUGAUGCGGAUAUGAGGCAGGAAGCAGAGAGAGAGGUGGAGGCGUGUCCAGGCGGAUGGAGAGAAGAGCAGUGUCCCUCAGAGACAUCAUGAAGGACAAUGGGAAAGAGAAGAAGAAUACCGUUUAAAUGUUG